UGUGGAGGCUUCAACAAAAGGAGGCUGGAGUGUGUUUGGGAGUGUAGGGACGCUCUUUACGUACGUCUUCAAAACGAUUGUGGAAAUGAGUCAUCGCUGUGCACGAGGGAAUACUUGUGUGUGUGUGUGUACGUGUGCGUGUUUGGGGUGCUCUUCCUGUCUGGGAGGAGAGACGACACUGUUUUUAAUAGGGAAAAGAGCGCAGGGCUGUUUGUUCCACGCAAAAUCAGGAGAGAAUGACGUGAGGCAAAAGUUUGCAGUGGAUUUGGAAGGAAACACCACAGUUUUGUCAUUAACUUCUCAUCUGUUGGACCAUCUGAGGAACCUCAGGAGCGUUUCUGUGGGGAAGACAGGUUUACCACAGACUGCUUGUGAUCUCUGUGAUAGCCUGGACAGAUGGUGGAGCCGAGGGCUGCAUGGGUCCAGUGGUCAUGCCCCCAGGGAAGAAGGCCGAGGGCCCCAGCAGUGGGAGCGUUGCGCGGGGUCUGAGUCAGCUCUACCAGGACACGGAGGCAGCUGACCUCUCCCUGGCCCUGUCUGCCUCCCUCAGCCGGGCCGAGGACGAGGAGCUUACCAGCCUCAGCUGGCUGCACGAGAGCACGGAUCUUCUGACCAGCCUGGGCCACUCGGGCCUGCGUAGCGUCAGCCCCCUGCAGGAUGCUAACGGCGGCCGCGAGCCCUCCUCCUCGCCGUCGUCCUCCCCGGAGCCCAGCGAGCCGCCCUACCACCUGUCCACGGGUCCCAGCCGCAAACCUCCCUACUCCUUCAGCUGCCUCAUCUUCAUGGCAAUAGAGGACGCUCCCUCCAAGCGACUUCCUGUCAAAGACAUCUACGGCUGGAUACUGGAGCACUUCCCCUACUUCGCUAGCGCCCCCACGGGCUGGAAGAAUUCAGUGCGUCAUAACCUGUCGCUAAACAAAUGCUUCAAGAAGGUGGAUAAGGAUCGCAGUCAGAGCAUAGGAAAGGGUUCACUCUGGUCUAUUGAUCCGGACUACAGACACAAUCUGAUUCAGGCGCUAAAGAAGACUCCAUAUCAUCCGUAUUCCCCUCGGCUUCCAAAACCUUCUACCUCCCCAUCUGCCUCUCCUCAGCAAUACCACAGUCCUCCACUAUGGCCAGGGAGUCCACUCUUCAGAAAAAAUGGAGGAGUGCUCUUACAAGUUCCACAGAGAGUGAUACAGCAUAGCUCACGUGUUGCUGCUCAGGGGCUCUUUCCAGUUAUCAGACCCCUUCCUUUGAGUCCUGUGAGCAAGAGGACCACAGCCGUGAGAUCAGCCCUGGGCGACUAUCUGACACGGGGUAAAAACAGCCUGCGCAGUGACUCUCCUCCACCCAGCGAUGAUCAGCAGGAGGACCACACGUACAGCAGCUCGCAGUCCCUAAAUACAAAAGGGGACAUUUCUUCCUCCCUCUCCUCCUGCUCCACUCAGGGUUCCCUCUCUGCCUACAGCCCCGGUCAGGAGGUGACGGUCACUGAGGUCAAGGAGGAGCAAAAAGACUUUCCGCUGGACGCCACGCCACCUCCUUCCCAGCUGCUCCAGCGCAGAAGACUGCUGUGGACCAAAGGUCACCUACGGACCCCCGGCGACACGCUUCCCCUGAAGAAGAGACGGGCGGAAAAGCUCCUGGUAAAAGAAGAGGAAGACGAGGAGAUGAAGGAGGCGGCGGGGUCGUUGCUUCACCUGGCAGGCGUGCGCACCGGCGUGAAUAAAAACGCUCAGCGUACGUGUAAGAAGGAGCUGAAAGAGGAAGCCAAUGAUUAGCAAUGAACGAAAAAAUCCCGUUAACACAGAUCUAAAUACUUCUGUUCCAGGAUAUCAGGUGAAUUCUAGUCAGUUGUUGCAAUAUCAAUAAAAUCACUGUUGUCCCUUGUUAAAUUUGAUUUCCCGGGUGAAAGAGUCUCAUGUUCAUGUUGUUUUGUGUGCGUGUGUGAAUGUAAGUGUGUGUGUGUGUGUGAAGAGGGAAAAAAGCCAUAGGUAAAUUUGGGUCAUUUGAGUGAAAAAUGUAAUGUUCGUUUCCUUUAAUUCAUCAAGCCUACCGAACAAUUGAAAAGAAUUAAUUAUGUUGUAGCAAUCCUUCUAGUUCACAUCAGAAAGCUGAACGGAGAGAUUUUCUAUGCUGCUCUCAAGUGUGCCAAAGAUAUGAAACCUGUUGAUGAAAGUGCAGCUAAUACAUGCACACUUAGUAAGACCAAGAAUAGUUUCAAAAAGUAGUGAUACCAACCUUUAUUACAAAAAAAAAACAUCAGAUGAAUAUCUGGGUCAACGACAUGACACUCGCUUGUCUUGGUCUGGGUUUAUUGAAUGAUUUAUACGACGAGUAUACAACGAGUUGAAUACACCUUUUCUAUGUUCUGCAUGUUUUUAAUUUCUGAAUUCAUUUCUGAGGCAUGUCAGUUUGAUACAACUGUCCUCAUUCCAAGUAGUAUGGCAUUAUCUUUUAUUUUAUAUAUAUAUUGGUAACACCACAAUAAGGUGUCAUUUGUUAACAUGAGUUACUGUAUUAACUAACACGAAUGAACAAUGAACAAUACAUUUAUUACACUAUUCUUUUUUUUUUUUUUUAAUAUUAGUUAAAAAAUACAGUCCAUAAUUGUUUUUGUUUAUGUUAGUUCACAGUGCAUAUUUGUAUUGUGAUUUUAACAAUGCAUUAGUAAAUGCUGAAAGUAGCAUUAAGAUUAAUAAAUGCUGUAGAAGUGUUUAUUCUUAGUUCAUGUUAACUAAUGAACUUUUUUGUGAAGUGUUACCAAUAUUUUAUUAAAUGAAUAACAUUAUAUUAAAUAUUUUAACAUGGAUCAUUAAUAUUUUACAUUUUUGGUGACUGCUAAAUCAAAGUCAUGUCAUGAAAAAAAAAAAAAACUUGCAAACUCUUACGAUUGUGUCAGUCUUAAAAUAGACAGUUUGCCAAUUUCUGACAAAAUUUAUCAAUUAAAAAAAAAUCAUUAUAUAUAUAUAUAUAUAUAUAUAUAUAUAUAUAUAUUAAUUAACUAGGGGUGGGUGAUAUGUCUUAUAUUACAAUAUGAGUAAUUAUAUUCCAUGGUAAUGAUAUACGUCACAAUAUAGUUAUUUUUGCUUAAAUAAGGUCUUUAUGAUAUCAAAAUUUUUGAUACCAUCUAAAUUUAUUAAUUCUUGUCACCAGUUUCAAUAUCAAAUAAAUACUAGCCUAAAUCAAACUAAUACUAGCCUAAAUUUAAAGAAAAAAAAACACUUAAGGUCACUGAAUAAAAGAAAACAGUCAGCAAUUACAUGAAUCAGAAACUAAUUACACACACACACAAAAAAAAACCUACAGUAGAACAAAUAAAUAAGAAGUGCUACAUAUAUUGCAUAAAGUAAUCAAUUGCACAAAAACACUGCAUAUUAUUCACUGUGUAAAUUAAAUAUAUAUUACUUUUUAGUGAGAGAUUUCCUCUCUUUUGAUUAACAUGAAUGACAGACAGCAGGAAUAUUCGACUGCUGUCACUUUAAACCGCCCAGAUUCAAUAUACAGUUACACACGUGUUGUCUUUCUCAGCUGUUUGCUUUCACUUAAAACCUAAAUUACUGUGUUCACAAAGAUACUUGCAAAAACGGGCAUUUUAACACAUACAAGGUGUGUAUUUAACCAUUCAAGGCAUAUAAAGCAGCAAAAAUAACUUGUUCAAUACUCCCGCGGUCAGUAACACCGUCUUAACGUUUUCUAACAGCACAUGCAUAUAGUGAAAUGAGUUCUCUUUUACUGCCAAAUAGCUUUCAACGGCUUAAAUUCAAGUGUUUUUAAAUCGCAAUGCUUAAAAAUGCAUGCAAACAAUAAUUUUAGUGACCACGUAGCACGGCGACCGAGCUAGAAACGAGUGAAAAAUCUCUAUCGGUUAAUAAAUUUCUACCGGUUAAUGGUGUCUGUUAGUAUAUCACCCACCCCUAUGAUUAAGAUGUAUUUAAGGUGUAAGGAAAAUAUAUAAUUUGUAUAAUAAAGACUUUUCAAGACUAUACAAUGGCGUAAACAAACACAAAAGGUGUAUUUGUACUUAAAGGAGUAGUUCACUUCUAGAACAAAAAUUACAGAUACUCACCCCAUUGUCAUCCAAGAUGUUCAUCAUGUCUUUUUUUUUCUUCAGUUGUGAAGAAGUUAUGUUUUUUGAGGAAAUCAUUUCAGGAAUUAUCUCCAUAUAGUGGACUUCUAUGUUGCCUGCGAGUUUGAACUUUUAAAAAUGCAGUUUAAAUGUGGCUUCAAAGAGCUCUAGACAAUUUUAGAACUUAAAUUAAAACAUUUUCUCCUCCAACUUCAAAAUCGUUCUAAAUUGCUGCAGAAGUACUGACCCAGUGUUUACAAAGUGAACGUGCAAAGAAGGUCAAAUGCCCUUUACAAAAAGGUGAAACGGUGAUGUAGGACGAUUUUGAAGUUGGAAGAGAAAAUGAGAUGGGAGUUUUUGGACAUACCCUAACUGUCUUGAACGAGCAUGCAUACACAUGACAGAGUUAGACAAGAUGAGCAUUUAAGGUUAAAUUAGAUUUGGUUUUUUUUGGUUUUUUUAAGAAAAUGACAGAUCGUUUCGCUAGCUCAGACACUUUUUUCUCAGCUGGGAUCAUUUAGAGUCCUUCAAAGCCUCAUUGAAACUGCAUUUUGGAAGUUCAAACUCACAGGCACCUUAGAAGUCCACUAUUUGGAGAGAAAUCCAGAAAUGUUUUCCUCAAAAAACAUAAUUUCUUCACGGCUGAAGAUAGAAAGAAACGAACAUCUUGCAUGACAACAGGGUGAGUGCAUUAUCUGUAAAUUUUUGAACAUGCAUUGUUAUAUGUCAUUGACCCAUUUAUUUAUUAAGCAGCAAUUUGUUUUUGUAUAAAAUGGCCUGUGUCCAGUGGAUAACAAAUGUAAGGGUCAAAUGCAAUAUGCCAAUUCUCUCUAUGAUGCCUGGUGUUGAAAUCAUUUCUGGUGUUAGUUCUUCUUUGAAGCACACUAAAACUAAUCUUUUAUGAAGCAAUGUGUCAAAAAUGCCUAUUGUGUUGCCAAAAUGUUGGUGUUUUUUUAAAAUUCAUUUGUAUUAUUAUUUUUUUUAAUCUUCAUCACAAUCCAAGCAAUUUGUCCUGUCAGGAUAACACUGUAAAAAGUUAUUCCCUUUUUUCCACAGAAGGCAGUUUUUGCCUGUUUUUCAGUUAUAUUGCAUGGGUGCUUGUACAUAAGAAAGAAGUAUUUUCUUUUCUAAACGAAAGAUCAUGUAAGAUAGAUAUUUAGCAUGAGGCAUGGCUUAUUUUCUUACGAGAAAACAGAAAGAGGCGUCUCUUAAAGCGUAGGUUUCUUUCUUUACUCUUUUUGUUUUUUUAAAACUGUAUCUCUCUUCUGCGGCAGAUAACUCUUCCAAAGGAAGAGACUUCACGGAAACCCAUUAAUGAACAGAUCUGCCUUGUAUUGAAUAUCAGGUGAAACUGAUUUUGCCUUUUUCGUGGUCCUCGGUUUGGUGGUCCUUUUUCAAUUCAUUGAUGUAAGUGUUCAAAUGUUGUUAAUAAUCAGUGUUGGAUGACCUAUCACUCUGUACACCCUUUAAGGUUGUGCCUGCCUUUAGUUCAUGUGCUUGGAUGUCUGUUCUGUUCUUUUUGUAAUGGUUCGAUACUCUGUCAUCUUCAUUGUGCAAUCUGCAGCAUUGAUAUCAUAAAUUGUACUGAAAUAGUUUGACAAGGAAUUAGAAUUGGCUUUAGGAUAAUCCCUUAUUAGCGCGAUCGACCUUGGCUUGUCUGUUUCCUUUAUAUUUUGCUUCCAACUUGAACUUCAUCUGUGAAACUGAAUGUCCAAGUCUGCUACAGUGAUCUUAAAAGGAAUAGUUCACCCCAAAUUAAAAACGUAGACGACUUGCUCACCAAUGGAUCUUAUGCGGCGAAUGGGUGCCGUCGGAAUGAGAGUCCAAACAGCUGAUAAAAACAUCACAGUAAUCCACAAGCAACCCAAUUUGUGAAGCGAAACAUCCAUCAUUUAGACUUUUGUAAGUUUUUGAUCUGUGCAUAUUUCUCUCCUGAUUCAGACGAGAUGACUUUUACUGAAGAAAGCAGUAUUACGGAUAGAGGAUUUGUCUGAAAAUGCCCUAAUGAUGGAUUUGAUUUUACAAACACACAACUUUUAACUUUACAAGAUGUUAAUUGGUGAACUGGAGUGGUGUGGAUUGUUUUCAUCAGCUGUUUGGACUCUCAAUCCGACGGCACCCAUUCACUGCAGAAGAUCCAUUGGUGAGCAAGUGAGCAAACAAACUGAUUUACAUCUCACAUGGCCUGAGGGUGAGCAAACGGUCAUUUUGGGGUGAACUGUUCCUUUAACGUUGUUCUGUUUGCUGGCUGCUAGAGUGGACAUCUUUCAGCGUCAUACAUAUAUUUGCUACACAGCAUCUAUCACGAUGUUUACACUUCACUUCCGCUUUACGUAUGAAUCGCUUUCUGAAUGUUAUGUGUCCCCGGGGGAGCGGAGCACAGAUAUAUCACAUUUUCAGCUCGAUAUUUCAGCACUUUUUAAAAUAGUAAAACAGGACUAUUUGUCUUCGGCAGGGGGUCUAGUGAUGGAGCGGCACUGCAAGUGUGAGUACGAUGUAAAAUAGGAGACGUGCGGUGGGACGCCCCUACUUUAUUUGAUCUGCAUAUAGGCAAUAAGCUGCUGCUAUGCUGUUUUGCUUUAAAUUGAUGCCAGUCCCAUAAUAUGCCAUUUCUUUUUGUGUACCAAAAAUCUGAUUUGUUUUAAUGGCUAAGAUUCAUACAAGUCCAUGUAAGACAAAAGGGGGAGAAAAAUAUGCAUGAAUUAUUUAUUGGAAACUCUCACUGCCUCUGAAAUUAUAUGUGAAAUAAUAUAAGGGUUUUGUCAAUGUUGUUGAUGUUGUUUGUUUUUGCCAAAUCUGUUUUCGUCCUUGUACGUACGUAAGUCACUAGUGGUCUGGUAUGAUUUUUAGAGCACAAUGGAAUCAUGAUGAAUAUGUAUUUGACCAGGUCUAUUUUCAAUACACUCAGAUGCCAAUGCUGUACGAGUAUAAAGCUGUCUAUUUCCUUGGUGUGCAAUCAUAUUGCCAAAGAACAAGAUCAAACUAUUUCAUCAAUACAUGUAAAUAACCACAUUGUCUAUAUGACAAUAAAUGUCACAUCAUGUUGUUACUUUUCCACAUACUUCUCCUGAAACUUAAAAUAAUGUUUAUGUAAUGUAUUGUCUUCCAGUUGCAAUAAUAAAAAAUAUAAGAGUUUUAAA
Labeo rohita (rohu) is the source of this 7191-nucleotide messenger RNA. RefSeq names its product checkpoint suppressor 1 (gene ches1). Gene Ontology annotation, molecular function: DNA-binding transcription factor activity; cis-regulatory region sequence-specific DNA binding. Bases 417 to 1763 code for a protein of 448 amino acids. The transcript has 6 exons. The record is from RefSeq and is a predicted model, not a curated record. Gene Ontology annotation, biological process: regulation of DNA-templated transcription. Lineage: Eukaryota; Metazoa; Chordata; Actinopteri; Cypriniformes; Cyprinidae. Gene Ontology annotation, cellular component: nucleus.